AUGUCUUUCCUUCAUGGAGUUCUUGAGAGUGUUAAGGAGGAUGAUAACGUUGCAACAUAUGAUAAUGAUUCACAAAAUAAUAUUACUUCAGUUAUUGAGACUCUUAACAAUAGUGUAGGUAAAGGCCGUCAGGCCUUCGGGAAGGCCGUGACUCAGGUAAGUGAGUGGUUGAAAAAACAUGGUGAGCAGGUGGACACAUUGACUACAGGAGUAUCAUUUGAAUUAGGUAAAUAUGUCGAAGAUGUUUCAAGGCAACGAGACAAGCCACUAGCCGACCAGCUGAGGUCAUGGACCCAGACACUUAGUCAGAUAGAUGCAGACUUAACUAGCCUUCACUCUAAUAAUAUUAGUCAGCUAGAUCCUGUGUUGCGUGAUAAAUUGAUGCAUAAGAUAGAUGCCGUGAAAAGCGCUGUGCAGGUGCUGAAGGGGUCGGCGGAGAGCAAGGAGUUGGAGAAGCAGGUGAGGGAGGUGGAUGAGACAAUUUUCAUGCAGUUCAGUGAGAUUGGUAAGAAAAUUGGUCAGUUAAGAGAGCAAAAGGAUGAGCAGUUUGAACGCAUUAAAAGAACGGUGAGUGCUGCAAAACAAAUUUUGUUGAAGUUGAACGAGGAGUGUAAAGGCGAUAUUAUGUUCCAUUUCGACGCCAUAAAACACAAGCUAGAUGAACUGUAUGGCAUUUUAUCGAGCCAUAAAGUAGAGCUUGGGGCGUUGGUGGAGACUACUCGGAGGGAGUUUGAUUUGUUGAAAGGAUACGUUGGCGAUUACGGAAAAAAGAAGCCUGGUGGCGAUGAUUUGAAUACCAAAUGGAUGCAGCUUAAAGAGAAAGUUAAGGAUUAUGUUAGUAUUAUUAAGGGGGAAGGAAAUUCAGGUUUAGUUCAAAAUAUGAACGGUCUGAACCAGAUAAAGGAUGGCAUAAUUAAUUAUGCGAAAACAUUCGGCAACGAAGAGAAUGUCAAUAAGUUUGUGACGCAGUGGGUGCAGGAAAUUGUGGAUAAGGAUGAAAUUGUGAAGGACAGGUUGAAGAAGUAUGUUAGCAUUAACAAAGUAUCGUUGAACGAUCGUUUUAAUCCGACAUAUAAGGGUGAAACGAAUUCAAAUGAAGCUGUGAAGAAAGCGCUUAAAGAACACCUUCCGGAUUUUAUUGACAGCCUUAUUCAACCUGUAGUGUUGCAAGCCGAAUUUGAAACCGCUGAAGUGAAAAACAUUGCUGAAAAGUUCAGCUCUUUUGCUAUAAUCGUUGAAAGUGAGCUUACUGGUGAUGAAGAUACAGUUAACCUCGAAGUAGAGGGAAUUGAGAUGCAGUUAGGAUUGGACUCUAAAAAGACCGCCAGCAAUUAUCUCCAACAAGCCAUUAAGCACAUUCUAUCUUCCGUCGCCGUAUCGGUCAAAAACUUUGCUGAACAACUCCACUCCUUCUUUCAACAAUCCCACAUCGACUUUCUCACGCAGAUAGGUAAUAGUGCCACCCAAAUCGGCAAGCAAUUUGGCAAGGAUGAUAACAGCUUCGGCGACAAGAUUCAACAAGCGCUGAAUGGCGUUAGCCAGAAAAUUGAUGAGUUGAAUCCCUUGCUAGUGGAUAACAGUGCCGAGAAAGGCACAAUUUUCAAGAAGCUCGAUGCAAUCGGAGAGCAACUUACUCAGCUCAAUAACAUGUCAAAACCGGCCGAUGAUGGCGACAUUCUCAUGAAGAGGGAAAAAUCGGAGGCUAAAAUGAAUGAGUUGAAAGAGUGUAUCGAAACCCAUCUUAAUCACAUUAAUGCUAAUGUUGGAAUAGCAAACGAUGCUUUAACCAUCUCCAUAAAUACCGUUAUCGAUAAAGUUAAAGAAGCUGAGAACGAGAUAACUAAACAAAUCCGCGCUCUCUUCGCCGAGCAGCAUAUCGCGGACCUGUCGGCGCUGCAUACGCUGGUUGAGCGAAAAUUGGCGGAGGUGAGGAAAAUAAUUGAUGAAGAUAAAGUGACCGGAAUAAAAGGCCUAUUAAAAAGCGUAAAUGGUAUGCUGUUUGGUAUAAAUAAAGAAGGUAUGCCUCAAUUUAAUGAGUCCACCAGUGAGACUCUGCUUACUAAGCUCAAAGGGGCUGUGCCUGCAACAACUCCAAAAAAGGCGCCGACAAAACAAGAGCUUUCAGGUUUCUCCGACCAACUCAAAUCAUAUCUCGAUAAUUUACUGGCGUAUACUGAACUCCAAGUUAAGUUCGAAGGGGAUCAUAGAUCCCCUACCAAGGAGUCCCAGAUGGUGUCGAGUAUUAACACCAGACUGGACAAAUUACUGAACUAUCUCAAAUAUCAUGAUCCCGAUAGAAAGUAUAUUUUUGACCACAAUUCCACCAAAUACCUUACCGAAUUGAAUGAAUCCAUCUCCGCCCUCUCCCCCUCCAACUUCCACGGCUUCCACAACCCGCUGCUCCUCGACGCCCUCAAGGCCGGCAUGACGCAAUUCACCGAGCAACUCUCCCACGCGUACGUGAAUAAGUAUAGCGGUUCUAAGCCUACAGAGGAGUGGGUGGAAACUAAAAAGGCAGACUCCACGACCUCACAAGUCCUUUCCACCGAGGGCCGCAACUGCGCCAAGGUCUGCCUGACCAUACUGGACUCCCUGGUUUAUGAGUUGGAUGGGCUGCAGAAAGGAUCUAAUAUGCAUAGCACCAAACAAAUUAAUUUAGCCAAUGGCAAUAAACUCGGCGAGUUUUUCAAAAGAAGCGGUUACAAAGUUGCCACCGGGGAGAACAAGCAGGACGGUGAAUUACGAAGGUCUGAUCAGAUGCAGGGUUCACAUAUACAUACUAGGAUUACGCAAGAAAUAACCGGCGCAAAGAGCAUUCCAGGCCUCAUGAAAUGGAAGGAAGAACAGAAUGCGAAGCAGAAAGUUAAGCCCCCGGUCAAGGAUAUUAGCAUUAACGUCAUCGACAUUGUUGACUACCUUAUCGAACACCUUGUUAGAUAUUACAAGGUGUCUCACUACAUCCCUCAGAAAACACGGCCACCGACGACAGUAUACGAGAUGCUCCAGUGGGUCACCGGACUAAAGUACAAUCACGUGUACGACGGAGUUAAGAACCACAUUAAGACAUUGUUCCCUAAGCCUAAAGAACUCAAAGAUAAACCAUAUUCCGACAUUCCCACUAGCCAAUUAACUCUUGCCGCAACCACCGAAAUUAGGUAUGACGACUUGACCGAUGUACUUAGCAAAGUUUGCUCGAGAUCCAGAAGCACACUUAAAACAAUCCUUGGCCAUGGUCAUCCCGAUGGCCGGUACGCUGUCGAGUUCAAUACAAACACAGAUAAUUUAUCGUAUCCUAGUAGUCCAGCACAGUGCUUUGAUACACUUGUAGAUGUAUUGAACAGAAUUUACAAUCAACUCCGUUUCUUAUAUGCUCAGUGUCAGAAUGGCCGUAGUCGGGGCGGAUGGGAAGAGUGCCAUUACGGCAGGUACAUCGGUGGUUCAUCGUGGACCUGCAACUCUAUCCAAUGUCCCGACCAAGACUGUGACCAAAAGCACAACCAAACAUGUAACCACAACGCUGACCAAAAGGUAAACCAACAUUACGAGUGCGGUAUUAAAUCACCACUUCAAUCGUUCCUCGAAGAUGGUCUCCCUGGCUUCCUGCCGCAUCGACUCACUAAAGUUGGAUGCGGAGUGAAGUGUUCCCUUGGUAAUCACUUUGGUAAACCAUGCCUCACUCCCAUGGGUUUUGCUGACAUUGGUAUUGCUGCUUCGCGUACGCGAACCGGCAAGCAUCUUUUUAGCGCACUUUACCGUCUCUGCGGUAGGCCUGAGUCUCCCCUCACCAGGAUUUGUAGUAUGCUAUGCUGCCUACUUCGACGCGCACCUCAAACCCUGGGUGACAUGUUAGCGUUCUACCAUUAUUACCUUUCCGCCUGGGAGGGCACUAGGAAAGACCAUAAGAGCGUUGCAUUUGAUAAAGCCGUGAGCGACGCCAACUUCGGAAAUGUCGAAACAAAAUUAGUUGUUGUGUCCAUACAAGGCAGCAAGAAUCAUUCCGACCAACAUUCCCAAGGUGACCUGUUCAGCCUCAUAUCAUGUGAUUCUAAGAAAGAUUCCGGCAUACCCUGUGGACCGUAUUUAGGGUCAAUCAGCGAAGACAUCAGGUCGGUAUAUUCUAAGGAGCGUGCCGGCAACUAUCUGUCUUGGGUUGUAUAUAUAACGGAGACAUUUUAUGACUUACUUAAACAACUAUGUGAACAGUGUUGUAAUAAAUGCAAUAAGCACGGCGUCAACUGCCGUGGUAAGAAAUGUGGUAAGGACUGCACAGUAAAGUAUACUGAUGGAGAAGACAUCAAGCAACUUAAAAAUCUGAAGCACUCUGAUGACUGUCAUUCAAUUGUAAAAUGCCCCGCUACUCAUCCAACGCUGUUCACAUAUGGCUUCACAUUUGGAAGCCCUCAUCAACUGUACGGUGGAAAUGGAGAAAAGAAGCAACGCACGUGUCAAGAUUUCUGCCAAGCAUUGCAAAGAGUAUGUUCAGACAGCUCACUCCUCGCUCGAUUGGUACAUGAAUACAUACCUAAAUUCCUGUGGGAAAUUAGAAAGAAAUUCUCCUACCUCUUAUUAGCCCUCUGGUCGCUCUCGCUCCUGUACCUGCUGCACAUCGCCGUCGUCCGCCUCGACGUCCUCAGGAUACGCUCCCACCUGCGAUCACCCGCAAGCCACCGCAUCGCCGCGCAGUCCCUCCUCGCCGCCGCACGCGUCAAGGCACUCGCCAACGUCAAGUACUUCUCACCAUAA
Messenger RNA from Babesia ovata, 4743 nucleotides. RefSeq lists its product as uncharacterized. Bases 1 to 4743 code for a protein of 1580 amino acids. The transcript has 2 exons. The record is from RefSeq and is a predicted model, not a curated record. Lineage: Eukaryota; Apicomplexa; Aconoidasida; Piroplasmida; Babesiidae.